Messenger RNA from Saccostrea cuccullata (small rock oyster), 2468 nucleotides. RefSeq names its product leucine-rich repeat-containing protein 74B-like. The record is from RefSeq and is a predicted model, not a curated record. Gene Ontology annotation, molecular function: calcium ion binding; protein binding. The transcript is spliced from 13 exons. The coding region runs from base 310 to 2085 and encodes 591 amino acids. NCBI's taxonomy places the organism in Eukaryota, Metazoa, Mollusca, Bivalvia, Ostreida, Ostreidae.
ACACAAUUAAACCUUAUCGGAUCGACAAGAAUAUUGAAUUAAUGCCCCAGUAUACAAGUCUUAAAUAACCUGUUUGAAAAAAAAGUCUACUUGAUUGGACUUGCUGAAUAGUUAUAGGCAAAGUCGUGUUGUGACUUCAUUUAAAUGUACAUGGAAUCGAAUAUUUUGAUUUCUCACGAGAACUGAAAUGAAAGAAAUGGAGACUUGAAAAAUCUGGUUCAAUCAAUAUUUGAGGGAAUAUUGUGUGUAUAUAUUUCAAAGUAUAAAGUGUAAGAAGAUAGUGUUAACAAUGUUGUUUAUACCGUAGCCAUGACCGGAGGAGGUGAAAAAAUGCAGGACUCCGGAACGCAAUCGGAAACUCCACAGAUCCCACUGGAGUCAGUUCCUGAGGAGCCGGACGAAGAAUACGAAAUAGAGCCAGACUUGACUCGGGAAGUGUCGACACCAAAUGUUCGGAUACCAUCUCAAUCAGCACGUGCAACCCUCGUAAGGACACCUGCGACGCGGGAAAAGACCACAUCGCCUUUAGUGUUUAACGAGGAAGAAGAGUUCAAAAAGGAUGAAGAAGACAACAUUUUAAUUACUGAGAUUAAGCCGACAGAAUAUCAGGAGGUAGAGUUCGAGGUUGAAGUGGAGCAGGAGGAAGAUUCGGUGUCUCAAGGAAGCGAGGAACUUAAACAUGUAGCAGUGGAGCCAAUAGAGGCCGAACCCAAGGAGGAAGACUAUGAUACCGAUCUUGAAAUCGAAGAAGAGACAUUUGUACAUGAUACAACUGGUCGAUCUCACUACACAAAAAUAUGCCAUCAGCUUGGUUUAGUACCAAUCUCAUACUUUAUGCGGCAUAUCCAGGACACGGAGCUAGCUAUGAGAUACCACGGACUGGGACCAAGCUCAGCAAGAGCAAUUGCGCUAGUGUUAAAGGAUACCAUUACGUUAGAAAAACUAGACUUACGUGGGAAUUGGAUAGAGGGAGAAGGUGGUGAAGCGGUGGCGCGCAUGCUCGAAGAAAACGAUUACGUCACCGAUGUGUGCCUUGCAGACAACAAACUUGGACUUACUGGUGCUGAGAGCUUAUGUAGAAUGUUAAGCACUAACGCAGGCCUUCGCAAGUUGGAUAUUUCAGACAAUGGAUUCGGCACAGUAGAGGCAGCAGUGAUAGCGCAGGCCCUCGAGACAAACAAAUAUCUUAAAGUGCUGAACUUGAGUCAUAACCGUUUUGAUGAACAAGCUGGGGAAAUUUUGGGUCCCGCAAUAGGUGCCAAUGACAUCUUGGAUGUUUUGGAUCUAAGUUGGAAUUGUCUUCGACAAAAGGGCGCUGUCUCUGUAGCCAAGGGAAUCAAGGAAAACGUUAGGUUAAAGAAAUGCAGUCUUGCAUGGAACGGUUUUGGUCCAGAGGGUGGCGUGGCGAUCGCUGACGCUCUUAUGACCAACAACUCCCUCCAGGAAAUUGACAUCAGUGGUAACAGACUAAGUGCGGAUGUUGCCAUAAAAGUGGCUAAAGCCAUAAUGAGUAAUGACAAUAUCAGAAUACUCAAGAUGGGUAACAACCUUCUUACAACGGCAGGUGCAAUAGCGUUAGCAAAAGCUAUAAACGAAAGUGAAAGCAGUGAAAUGGAAGAGUUGGACUUAACUGAUGUCCCCGUUGAAUUUGAAUUCCUGCGCAUUAUUGAAGACAUCAAAGCCAAAAGACCCAAUUUUAAAGUUGCUCAUGGACCUAUAUUGAGAGUUGGGAAUACGACAGAAGAUCUAGGCAAACCCGCCAUUGAUCCAAAUCCGCGCCGGAAAAAAGACCCCAUAAUGGUGUUAGACCAGCACAUAGUGGUCAACGACUUCCGUCUCUUAGAUAUCCUUAAACGUUAUGACCCUGACAACUCUAUGACCCUUGAACCUCAGCAAUUUCUCGCCGCUUGUGAGGAACUAGCUAUACCUUAUGAUAGAGCUAAGGUAGAGGAAGCUGUCAAACGUCUUGUUGACCAGAAACCAGGAAAUGAGAAUGGCAGAAUCUACUUCGGAAAUUUCUUUGAUCAAGAGAAACUUCAGGAACACAUCAAAAAGUACCAAGAGAAGACUGAUAAUGAAACAUGAAUGUUUCCACUGGAAUUAUUUCUGUUCUCAAGUCUGCACUGUACACAUAUACUUAGUAUAUGGAAAAUUGGGAUCAGUGUCAAAUCUACAAUUGUAAACUGAAAGACACAUUUCACUUGCAUGGCAAUACAUUAAUGCAUUAUGUGACCUUCAUUACAACCCUUUUGUGCUAUUCAGCCUGUGCCAACCUUAAUAAGUGCCUACUUUUAAAGUUUAAAAAGAAUGCCCUGUGCCUUCUUUUACAAAUUGGGAGGAUUCCGUCCUGUAACCUCAACAGUUGUGAUAAUCUUCACUUUUAGCAGGAUAUUUUCAUAGACGACACAGAGAUAUUUAUUUCUACACAUCAGCUAAAAAUUAUUAAUAUCUAACAUCAAUAUUUAUAC